CGUUGGCGGCGGCCUCGGGGGGGGGGUCUCGGCGGGCGAGCAGCCGCCGCCUCAGGCCGGGCUCAGGCCCUGGCAGCCCCCCCCCGUCCCCCCGCCAUCGGGCGCUGGGGGCGCGGCCGCCCCGAAAGCGAAAGCGGCUCCCGGAGGCGGCACCGGCACCGACAGCCACGGGAGGGGCCGGCGGGCAGCGAGCUCCGGGGCAGGUACCGAGGGACUGGGCAGCAGGGGCCCCGUGGGGAAGGCAGUGGGUUGUGUCCGAGCUGGCCAUUGUGCCCAGCACAGAUGCAGGAGGAGAGGCCCAGAGUUGAGCUUCUGCAGGAAGACGGUCAGCGGUCUGCAGCAGCACGGCAGGAUUAAAAUAGCCAAGAACUUGCACAUAAUUAAGUAAAUUUUUGAAAAAAUAAGAGUAUAGUCUACUGCUAUGAGUGAUCAACUGGAAAAAGAAAGAUGUCAAGUUAAGAGGCUUUGACUGCUGUAACACCUAAACUGAAGCUUCCAUGGCCUGUGACGAAUUCGCUGGUCUCUCAGGCAUCUUCACACGCCAGAACUCUGCCAGUGCUGUUUCUCUGGACUUCGAACCUGAUGCUGACUACAAAUUUGUGGAAACCUUAGAGGACCGGUACAAGUGUGCCUACUGCCACCUAGUCCUUCACAAUCCCCACCAGACAGGAUGUGGUCACCGAUUUUGCCAGCAGUGCAUUCUUACCCUGCGAGAAUUGAAUGCAGUACCCACCUGUCCUGUCGACAAAGAAACAAUAAAAAUGCACGAGGUAUUCAGAGACAACUGUUGUAAAAGAGAAGUUCUGAACUUGCAUGUGUUCUGCAAAAACUUUCCUGACUGCAAUUCAAAAAUAAUCCUGGGGCGAUAUCAGGAGCAUCUUCAGCAGUGUUUGUUUGAAAGCCUGCAGUGCACCAACGAUGGAUGUUGUGAUCAAAUCCUUCGGAAAGAUCUGAAAGAUCACUUGAGUCAGCACUGUAAAUUUCGAGAAGAAAUGUGUCAGUACUGUAAUAAAUAUGUGAUGUUAAUUAACAUAAAGAAUCAUGAGAAAGAUGACUGUCCUGAUUAUCCCGUGCCUUGUGUCCAAAACUGCUCACAAAUCAUUCUGAAAAAGGAGAUUGAAAAGCAUCACACUGUGUGUCCCGAGACUGAAGUAGACUGCCCGUAUAAGCAGUAUGGCUGUCUUAUAAAGGUUAAAAGAGGGAAACUUGCUGAACAUGAAAAUGGUGCCCUGAGGGAACACAUGCUGCAGAUUUUGGACAAGAACUCUAGAUUGGAAGAACAGAUAUCUGACCUGUACAAGAGCCUGGAAUCUAAAGAGAUUAAAAUCCAGCAGCUAGCAGAGGCUGUUAAAAAGUGUGAGAAAGAAUUCAGACAGUUUACACAACUGUUUGGUAAAAAUAGCAACUUGAUGGUAAGCACGCAGGCUCUUGCCAGUCACCUGGAUAAAUCUGCACGUCUGGAAUCGCAGGUGAAACAGCUAAUACAGAUGGCAAACCAGCAGCAAAGUAAACUAGACUUGCGACCCCUGUUUGACACAAUUGAAAAUGUAAAACAGAAGAUUGCCCUUAUGGAGUCAUACGAUCAGCGCUUAGUUGUUUUGGAAGGCCAAUCCAGCAAACAUGAUCUCCAAAUCAAUAUUCACAAAGCACAGCUCAAUAAAAAUGAAGAACGAUUUAAGCUUUUGGAAGGCACGUGCUACAGUGGGAAAUUAAUUUGGAAAAUCACGGACUAUAAGAUGAAGAAAAAAGAAGCAGUGGAAGGCCGUGUGCUCUCUAUAUUCAGCCAGCCUUUUUACACCAGCCGCUGUGGGUACAGGUUAUGUGCGAGAGCAUAUCUGAAUGGGGAUGGCUCAGGCAAGGGAACGCACGUCUCGCUUUACUUUGUAGUCAUGAGAGGCGAGUUUGACUCAUUGUUGCCUUGGCCUUUCAAGCAAAAAGUUACGCUUAUGCUGUUGGACCAAAGUGGGAAAAAAAAUCACAUUGUGGAAAACUUUAGAGCUGACCCCAACAGCAGCAGCUUCAAAAGGCCGGAUGGAGAAAUGAAUAUUGCCUCUGGAUGCCCGCGCUUUGUGCCGCACACGGUUCUGGAGAACACAAAGAAUACCUAUGUUAAAGAUGACACGCUGUUCUUAAAAGUAGUUGUGGAUUUAACUGAUCUGGAGGAAUUGUGAAAAAAGCACCCAAUCAAUAUGACUGCUUUAAUUAUUAAGAAAUGCUUUCUUUGUGACUACCAGUCAUGCAAUAGUGAAUUGCCACUAGUCGAGCUACUGAUAUGUUUUGAGGCUUUUGGACUAUGUAACAGAUAAUGAAUUGCCAAAGCGUCAGCCUUCCCUUUUUUAACCUUUUUUCAGGGCUGCAGUUUCAAGGCAGCUGUAAAUCCAGUGUGAUGUGAACAUGCAUUCAGUCCGGUGCUUUGACCUGUCUUAGUGCCGGCUGGGUGUGAAUGCUUGGCUCACAUCACAAAACCGGUGUUCUGAGACGAAAAUCAUCCUGUAAACUCUGCGGAGCCCAAGCAGGCCUGUGGGCUCCUGUCACUCUCACACAAUGUGCAAGUGCAUUGCACUUGUCUGAAAUGGAAACAUUUUGACAUUAGCUCAUUUGAAUCAAUGUAUCAUGAUCCCUUAAUCUCCUGGAUUUUUGAAGCAGUGAGAAAUGGCUUCAGCCAGACAUUUGUCAGGGAUCUUGCAUUCCUUUUUUGUUGCCAUUUUCCUUCAAGGAAGCCCAAAGGAAGAUGCCAAUGCCUCUUACUUUUCUAGCCUGAUAUUUCAGCUAUAUAGGAGGUCACAACAGCUUUGUUAAUGUCUUUUCCAUUCCUGCCUAGUGCCUUGGGACUGAUUUCCAUUGGUGAUCAACAUCCACAGUCCCCACCUGAAGUCAAAAGAAGCCGUAUGUGCUUCUCACCUCUCAGGACAUGGCCAUAAGUGAGGUACUCAGCCAGCCUGCCACCUUUUGGCUGUACUGCCAAGGGAGAACAAAUUUCUCUUUUUUGCUUCUUCAGCUGUGCAAAAGAGAUGCUUUCUGGCCUACCAGCUCUACAGAAGGCAGGAAUAGCUUUGAAUAUCUGUUAGGGAAAAAGCCCACAUAACAUGCAUCGUUCCCCUCUUCUAGAAAUUUAGAUGUUUGGGAAUGAAGGGGGAAAUGGAUUAGGGAAUGAGGCUUGGGAGUGAGGUUGCUGUAGGAACACGGUUCUCACAGGUGGUAGUGCACCCCUAGCAUUUGUUGAAAGGAGAGAGAGCUGCUGAGCAAUAACUGCUAGCUGUGAAGCACUUCUGAAGAUCUUCAUUUUUAUCCCAAGUUCCUGCCAUAUUGCAAGGGAGCGUGUGCAUUGUAUGUCAUUUAUUGGAGACACACUAAAAAUGCCAAGAUCAGGCACGAAACAAUAAAUAAUGAAGUAUUUAUGUGCCUUUUUGUAGCCUUUUAGGUGCUUGUAAGAGGGAUGUCAUUUUGCACACUCGGUCAUUUUGCUGUUAGAAGUGACAGAAUUUUGUGUCCCUCAUCUCUUACAGAUCAGGUAAUAAAGCAUUGAAAUGUUAUCCAUUGCUCCUGCAGUCCAGUGGCAGAGCAAAGCUGAAGCUUUUGAAAGGGAUAAUAUGAAAUCACGCUGUGUUUAGAGUAAGACUAAACUAGGCAGGAUAAAAAUCAAAAUGGGGCACAGACUGCAAGGUAUAAGGUAGAAAAUUCAAGAGGGCAAAUGUGGCAAAAUCAGAAAUGCCUUUUCUGUGCAGAAUGUUAAUAUCGACUGAAAUAAUGCGAUUGGGGAUUGUCAGUAAGAUGAAGGCAAAAUACCAUAUUUUAUACCUGGAAGCUCAUUGCUAGGCAUUUACUUUUCCACACAGUUUCUAAGACGUAAUUCAGACUCAUGAAUUUUCAAAUUUGAAGGGUAGGGGAGGAAAAACCUUAGUUAUUUGUAUGUCCUAGUAAGGUAGCGCAUCUGGAAACUUUGUUUUCAUUUAGAUGCUCUUUCUGUUGUACAAUGUCAGUACAUGCUGGGCCACUGUUGGGGUUUUCAAUGUUCCCAGACAGAUGACGAAGACCAAAUUUUAUUAUUUUUUUUACCACCAUGACUGACUUUUACAGUCCUUUUUGUCCAUACAGCAGAGAGAACUAGUCCUUAUGUCCUUAACACUUUGUUACAGAAUGAGUAAGCUUGUUUUUAAGAUGUUGUGGCAUUCUAGGACAUCAAUCCUGAGCCUCUGAUGUGGACUUCACAUUGAUUGUUACUUUCAUAUUUGUCAUGUAACUUCCAAAGUGGUACAGCUUGCCUAAUAACCACAGAUGGAACCGUGCCAGCUGCAUAUCCUAGGACUCUCCAGUACAUGAAGUGUAAAAUUAAAGAAAUGACAACAUGGAGAACUGGAGCAAGAGGGAAGGGAUGCGGUCUGUGUCUGGGCGAGUUACCAGUCCCCUCUGCCUCCACCACCCCGAGCGUAAAAUGGGGAUAAUAAUACUUGCAGCAGUGUUAGGACCGUUUAAAUGUUUGUGAAGAAUUUUGAGCAUGAGAAGAGCUAAGUAUUAUUAAAACUCCAUUCCUAGCUGUUAGAAUUGGUGAUGGUGUAGUGAUGUGGAUACGUGUUUGGUGUGUUGCUGGACACAGCUUGAGAGCAUGUUUGGUCGUAGAAAGUUCAUACUGCAAUCUCUCUACUUACAGUAGGUUUUGUUGUUUGUCAUGAAUAUUCCUGUUAAAAUUUUGAAGCACAAACAAUUCAUCCUGGGUGAUGUAAGCACCCCUUUUGAAAUACUGCCUGUUUUAUAACGAAUUAGUUGAGAAAAUCGAUUUUUUUAAAGACGACCUUAUUUAAACCGGAUCGUUUUGUUACAGUGGCUGAGAGUUGUACGUUUUAAGAUUUUCAGCGAUUUUUACUACUUGUACACUGGAUUUUAAAUUUCAUUCCAUUCCCAAUAAAGAAAAGAAACAAUGGUG
This is a messenger RNA of Anas platyrhynchos (mallard), 4921 nucleotides long. The record is from RefSeq and is a predicted model, not a curated record. Lineage: Eukaryota; Metazoa; Chordata; Aves; Anseriformes; Anatidae.